Lasiodiplodia theobromae is the source of this 1548-nucleotide messenger RNA. Its product is annotated as Trehalose phosphate synthase protein. Lineage: Eukaryota; Fungi; Ascomycota; Dothideomycetes; Botryosphaeriales; Botryosphaeriaceae. The record is from RefSeq and is a predicted model, not a curated record. The transcript is spliced from 5 exons. Bases 1 to 1548 code for a protein of 515 amino acids. Gene Ontology annotation, molecular function: alpha,alpha-trehalose-phosphate synthase (UDP-forming) activity. Gene Ontology annotation, cellular component: cytosol; alpha,alpha-trehalose-phosphate synthase complex (UDP-forming). Gene Ontology annotation, biological process: trehalose biosynthetic process; cellular response to heat.
AUGCCGUCGGCCAGCGAAGAGCCCAGGUCGGACAACGGCCGUCUGCUGCUCGUCUCCAACCGCCUGCCCAUCACCAUCAAGCGCUCCGACGAGGGCAAAUAUGACUUCUCCAUGUCGUCGGGCGGCCUGGUCAGUGGCCUGAGCGGCCUGUCCAAGUCCACCACCUUCCAAUGGUACGGAUGGCCGGGUCUCGAGGUGCCCGAGAACGAAACCCCCACACUCAAGAAGCGGUUGAAGGAGGAGUACAAUGCUAUCCCGGUCAUGCUAGACGACGAUCUGGCCGACAGGCAUUACAAUGGCUUCUCGAAUUCCAUCCUCUGGCCCCUCUUCCACUACCAUCCCGGUGAGAUCACAUUCGACGAAUCGGCUUGGAAUGCGUACACCGAAGCCAAUCGCCUGUUCGCCAAGGCAAUCGCCGCGGACGUCCAGGACAACGACCUCGUGUGGGUCCACGACUACCACCUCAUGCUCUUGCCUGCCAUGCUCCGCGAGGAGAUUGGUAAGACAAAAAAGAAUGUCAAACUCGGCUUUUUUCUGCACACUCCGUUCCCCAGCAGCGAAAUUUACCGCAUACUGCCCGUCCGUAACGAGAUCCUGCUCGGCGUCUUGCACUGUGAUCUGAUCGGCUUCCACACUUACGAUUACGCCCGCCAUUUCCUCAGCAGUUGCUCAAGGAUACUCGGCUUGGCCACGACUCCCAAUGGCGUCGAGUUCCAGGGCAAGGUCGUCACAGUCGGUGCAUUCCCGAUCGGCAUCGACCCGGAAAAGUUUGAAGAGGGCCUCAAGAAACCCAAGGUCCAGGAACGCAUUGCCACUCUGGAGCGCAAGUUUCAGGGAGUCAAGUUGAUCGUGGGCGUAGACCGUCUCGACUACAUCAAGGGUGUUCCCCAGAAGCUGCACGCGCUCGAAGUGUUCUUGACGGAGCAUCCCGAGUGGAUCGGCAAGGUGGUGUUGGUCCAGGUCGCCGUGCCCAGCCGCCAGGACGUCGAGGAAUAUCAGAAUCUGCGGGCGGUCGUCAACGAGCUGGUCGGACGGAUCAAUGGCAAAUUCGGCACCAUCGAGUUCAUGCCCAUCCACUUCAUGCACAAGUCGGUGUCGUUCGACGAGCUCAUCGCGCUGUACGCCGUGUCCGACGUGUGCCUGGUCUCGUCGACUCGCGACGGUAUGAACCUGGUAUCGUACGAGUACAUUGCCACCCAACAGAAGCGCCACGGCGUCAUGAUACUCUCCGAAUUCGCCGGCGCCGCCCAGAGUUUGAACGGCAGCAUCAUCGUCAAUCCGUGGAACACCGAGGAACUCGCAGACGCCAUUCACGACGCGGUGACCAUGGGCGCGGAACAGCGCGCCCUGAACUACCAGAAGCUGGCCAAAUAUGUCAACAAGUACACCAGCGCUUGGUGGGGCCAAUCGUUCGUCAGCGAACUCACCAGGAUCUCCGAGCAGGCUGAGAAGAAGUUGAACGUGCGCCGAGGGUCUCUGCUUGACAAUGCUCCCGAAAACGGCGAGGACGGCGCGGCAAAGACGGAGCCUGUCCAAGCCGAAUCUUGA